Molecule: messenger RNA, 9355 nt
Organism: Pimephales promelas (fathead minnow)
Lineage: Eukaryota; Metazoa; Chordata; Actinopteri; Cypriniformes; Leuciscidae
Source: RefSeq, a predicted model, not a curated record
GAAGUCUGAGUAUAUUCUGAUCAUAAGAGCCGUGGAUGGUGGGGUGGGGCCACAGCAGAAAAUCGGCAUCGCUACGGUGAACAUCACUAUUCUGGACAUAAAUGAUAACGCCCCCAUGUGGCGAGAUGAGCCGUAUCAAGCAAACGUUGUGGAGAUGAGUCCCAUCGAUACCGACGUCAUUACUAUAUUAGCGGUGGACCCUGAUUAUGGUGAUAAUGGGACGGUGGUUUAUUCCAUAAAUCCAGAGAACCCCUUCUACACCAUCAACCGCAACACUGGGAAGAUCCGCACCAGUGGAGCUGUGCUGGACAGAGAGAGUCAAAACGCCCGGUCCGCACAGCUUAUGAGGACCAUCGUUAUCUCUGCUACCGACCGUGGGACACCUCCACUGCGCUCUUCAGCCAGCACUACGGUGUAUGUGAACCUCCUGGACCUCAAUGACAACGACCCUGCCUUUCUCAACCUCCCAUUUGUUGCUGAAGUACCAGAGGGGCUUUCUAUUGGAUCUUCUGUGUUCAGGGUGCAGGUGCAGGACCCUGAUGAAGGUGACAAUGGCGCGGUGACCAUGGCUCUUCAGAUGGGGAUGCCGCGGCUGGACUUCAGGCUCAACAUCACCACAGGAAUCCUGUUUUCCACGGCAGUGCUGGACCGCGAGCAGAUUGGCCAGUAUUAUCUGAGAAUUAUUGCGUAUGACGCAGGCCAGUUUCCACGAACGUCCACGAGCACUCUCACCAUCACAGUUUUGGACAUGAAUGAUGAGACGCCAACCUUCUAUCCCAGCGUUUAUAACGUAUCGUUGGAUGAGAACGUGCCCCGUGAUUAUGUGCUGGUCAGACUGAACUGCACAGACAAUGACGCGGGUCUUAACGCAGAGCUCAGCUAUUUUAUCACAGGAGGGAACCAAGAUGGAAAGUUUAGCGUGGGCUUCCGGACCGGUGUGGUACGGACCGUGGUGGGUCUGGAUCGGGAGACUCAGGGCUCGUACAGGCUGGUGAUUGAAGCGAUUGAUAAUGGUCCAGCGGGAGGACGGAGAACAGGCACAGCUACAGUAUAUGUGGAGGUGCUGGACGUCAAUGACAACAGGCCUAUAUUUAUCCAGAACAGCUAUGAGACCAGCGUCCUGGAGAACAUAUCAAGAGGAACUAGUAUAUUACAGGUUCAGGCCACAGAUGCGGAUCAGGGGGAGAAUGGAAGAGUUCUGUACAGGAUUCUCUCCGGAAACAAUGGUCAGUUUAGCAUGGACAGUCUGUCUGGACUCAUCAGCAGAGGAACUGUGGCUCUGGACCGAGAGACGCGCAGCUCUCAUGUGCUGGAGGUGGAGGCCUACAACAGUGACCAGGGCAGCAUGCGCAGCUCUGUCAGGGUGAUUGUGUACGUGGAGGACGUGAAUGACGAGUCUCCAGUCUUCACUCAGUCGCAGUACAAUCGUCUGGGGCUCAGAGAGACUGCUGGGAUUGGUACAUCUGUGGUAGUGGUCCGAGCUACAGACCCCGACACAGGGGAUGGGGGAGCUGUGGCAUACGCUCUGGUCUCCGGUUCUGACCGUAAGUUUGAGGUGGAUAUGAGUACGGGGCUGGUGACCACAGUGGAUUACUUGGACUACGAGACCAAGACCAGCUAUUUAAUGAACGUCUCAGCCACGGAUCAGUCAGCGCCGUUCCACCGCGGCUACUGCACCGUUUACGUCACUUUACUCAAUGAACUGGACGAAGCCGUAGCCUUUCUAUCAGCCGGAUACGAGAUAUCACUGAGGGAGAACAUCGCCACAGGAACGGAGGUGGUCCAGGUGAAGGCGCAGUCGGCUGAUAACCUGAACCAGCUGACGUACCGCUUCGACCCCGACACCUCACCUGCUGCCCUGGCGCUCUUUAAGAUCGACAGCAUCACGGGCCGUAUUACUGUGACGGGACAGUUGGACAGAGAACAGGGGGAUUCAUACACUCUCACGGUUGUGGCCGAUGAUGGAGGACCCAAGAGAGACUCCACUGUGAAGGUUUCAAUCACCAUUCUCGACGAGAAUGACAACAGCCCAGAGUUUGACAUCACUUCGGAUUUGUCGGUGGCUAUUCCAGAGGACACUCCCAUUGGCCAGAGAGUCGCGGUCGUGUUGGCACGGGACAAAGACGCUGGAAGAAAUGGAUUGGUCAAUUUCACCUUGAUCGCAGGGAACAUGCAGGACGUGUUUAAGAUCAACACAGCCAAUAACACGUAUGGAGAGGUUUACUUGAAUGCCCGUCUGGACCGUGAGGCCGUGGACCGCUACCUGCUAAAAGUGCGGGCGACGGAUAAUGGCUCCCCUCCGAGGUUCACAGAUGUGUCGCUCACUGUGAAUAUUAUGGAUGUAAACGAUAACCCUCCAGUGAUGCAGAGCCCUCGUGGAUACAACGUCAGCGUCAAUGAGAAUGUAGGGGGUGGUACAGCGGUCCUGCGUGUCGUAGCGACGGAUCGUGACAUCGGACCCAACGCCAUGCUGUCGUACUACAUCACCGGUGGGAACCAGGACCUGACCUUCAGAAUAGACCGUAUGACGGGAGAGAUAGUGACCCGACCGUCACCUCCUGACAGAGAAAAACAGCAGCAGUACACACUCACCGUGACUGUGGAAGACGAUGGCACGCCACCUUUAUCAACGUCCACCACCGUGUGGGUGCAAAUAAUUGAUGAAAAUGACAACGCACCUGAGUUUCCGGAGGAAGAGUAUGUGACGGAGCUCAGAGAGGGGCCAAACACUGUAGGAGCCAUCAUCGCCACAGUUACAGCCAUCGACCCUGACGAAGAUCUCAACGGAACCAUCCGUUAUGCCAUCUCCAGGGGCAACCUGGCCCAGACCUUCCAGAUCAAUAGCGUAACGGGUCAGAUUGUUGUCUUUAAGGAACUGGAUUAUGAGAUCAGUAACGGUCACUAUGUGCUGACGGUCACAGCCACAGACCAGUGUCCUAUACCUCAGUUUAGACUGACCUCUAGCACCACAGUCCUGGUGAAUGUGGUCGACGUGAACGAUAACGCACCCAUCUUCCCGAGUUCAUUCGAAGGUCCGUUUGAUAUCCCAGAGGGUCAGCCGGGCCCACGUGUCUGGACCGUUAGAGCCACGGAUGCCGACUCUGGAUCCAAUGGAAAAGUGGAGUACAGCAUCACUGCAGGGGACCUGAAAAAUGAGUUUGUAAUCUCUUCAGUUGAGGGAGAGUUGAGAGUGAGGAGAGAUGUAGAGCUGGACAGAGAAACUAUCGCCUAUUACAACAUCACCAUUACUGCCAAAGAUCUGGGAACGCCAGCGCUCAGCGCUAUGGUGACAGUGGGCAUUCAGGUGUUGGACAUUAAUGAUAACGACCCCGUCCUGCUCAACUUACCAUUUAACACCAGCGUGAGCGAGGGAGCAGCGAUUUACACUUCCAUCUAUCAAGUGCGGGCGCAAGACUCUGACAGCGGCCGCAACGCUCUCCUUACAUACAGCAUCACUGCCGGUAACACUGAUGGAGCGUUCUACAUUAAUGAGACGUCAGGUGUGCUUCAGGUGAACAGGCCUCUGGAUAGAGAGAGAGUGGCUGAAUACAGACUCACCAUCACCGUCAAAGACAACCCAGACAACCCUCGCAUCGCACGCAGGGACUCAGAUUUGUUGGUAGUUGCCGUGCUGGAUGUGAAUGACAACAGGCCCAUCUUCACCCAGACCAGCUACAGGGGCGAAAUCAGUGAAAACUCACUCAACGGCACCACAGUGUUGAUCCUGAACGGCCCUGUUCUAGCAGAGGACAGAGACAUUGGGGUGAAUGCAGUGGUGAGGUAUCGUCUCCUGGGAGCCAGAGUGGACCUCUUCUCGAUAGACUCCCUCACAGGGCUGGUAUCAGUGCGUGGGGGUGCUGUUCUGGACCGGGAGGCUUUCUCUGUGCCUCGGGUGGAGCUGUUUCUACUCGGGGAGGAUGUGGGAGGUUUAAACAGCAGCGUUCCACUCACAAUCACUAUCCUCGACAUAAACGACAACCCACCUGUCUUCAAUCCAUCCAGUUUCACUGUACACCUGCCAGAGAACAGCCCCACGGGUGUGGUAGUAACGCAGCUCUCGGCGAGUGACGCUGACGCCGGCUCUAACGGUUGGUUGCAGUAUCGAUUAGACACCGGCGCUCAAGACCGUUUCAUCGUUGACGCUCUCUCUGGUGCGGUUCUGGUCGGCAAUGCUACACUGGACCGGGAGGAACGUAGCUCGUACCGCCUGGUAGUCAUAGCAACUGACCGAGGCACGCCCUCUCUCUCCGGGACGGCGACAUUGUCUGUUGUUCUAGAUGACAUCAACGACUCACGUCCUCGUUUCAUACGGCCCGUGCAGACGAUCAGCGUCAACGAGUCAACUCCACCUGGAGAGGUUGUAGCUACGCUCACCGCCGAGGACCCUGAUCUACGACCCCGCCUGGAGUAUUACAUCAUCUCUGUGGAAGCAAAGGAUGAUGGGAAUAAUCCAGUGGAUGGGCUGCAGCAGUCGUUUGGGAUUGACUUCCACACAGGGGCUGUGUUUGUACGAAACCCCUUGAACCGAGAGCUGGUUGCCACUUUUGAGAUCAUCGUUUCAGUGCAUGACAACGCCAGUGAUGUCAUUGACAUGUCAGUCAGUGUACCUAACGCCAAAUUGACCAUCAACGUGCUGGACGUGAAUGACAACGCUCCUCGUUUUCGCCCUUUCGGCGUGGCGAACUUCUCCGAGAGGAUUCUGGAGGGUGCUGUGGCUGGUACCACACUUCUGUCGGUGACAGCUGUUGAUCCUGAUAAAGGACCCAAUGGACAGAUCAUCUACCAGCUCCUGCACCUGCCCCGUGGAGACUACAUUAGACUUGAAGAUCCAUCUACAGGUAAAAUUGUGGCCAAUCGGACGGUAGAUUAUGAACAAGUGCAGUGGUUGAACUUCACGGUGCGUGCUCAGGACUAUGGCUCACCUCCUCGCUUCGCUGAACUUCCUGUCUAUCUGCGCAUCGUCGAUGUCAACGACAACAACCCAGUCUUUCAACAACCUUUAUAUCAGAAGUCCAUUUUUGAGGAUGUUGCACUCGGCACCAUUAUUGUGAGCGUGAGUGCGACAGAUGCAGACUCUGGCCUGUUUUCUGUCAUUGAAUACGGGCUAGUGGAUGGAGAGGGCAGGUUUGGCAUCACACCCUCUACGGGUGACAUCUACGUCCUGUCUGCUCUAGACAGAGAGACCAAAGACCGGUACACUCUCACAGCCUUUGCCAGAGACAACCCUGGCGGCAGCCCCAACAACCGCAGAGAAAACUCCGUCCAGGUGCAGCUGACUGUGAUGGAUGUAAAUGACUUCCGUCCACGUUUCUCAGAGAGAGUCUUCACCACUAGUGUGUUCGAGAACGAGCCGGUUGGGACGUCGGUGAUCACACUGAAGGCCACUGACCUCGAUGAGGGCGAGAAUGCAUUGCUUACCUACAGUCUACAGGGCCCUGGAGCGGAUGCGUUCUCUCUGGAUCCUGACACUGGGCUGAUUCGCUCCCUGAGGUUACUGCAGAGUUUUGAGAGGUUUAAUCUGACUAUGGUGGCGACCGAUCAUGGCAGACCUCCCCUCUGGGGCACCGCCAGUCUUCAGAUCACCGUCAUAGAUGUCAAUGACAACAGGCCUGUCUUUGUGCGGCCUGCCAAUGGCACUAUCAUGCAUAUACUAGAGGAACAGCCUCCUGGACUGGUGGUGUAUGAAGUGUUCGCCACAGACGAGGACGAGGGGGUGAAUGGAGAGGUCCGCUACAGCUUCCUUCAGACUGGAGCCGGAAACAGAGACUGGGAGAACUUCCAUAUCGAUGCAGUGACGGGAGUGAUCACCACUGCGGUUAAACUGGACAGAGAGAAACAAGCACUGUACAGCCUUGUAGUAGUGGCGUAUGACCUUGGACAGCCAGUCCCAUAUGAGACCAUGCAGCCGCUACAGGUGGCUCUGUCUGACAUCGAUGACAAUGAACCCGUCUUCCUUAAACCUCCGAGAGGAAGUUUGCCGUAUCAGUCUCUGUCGGUACCCGAGCACUCGUCUCCUGGGACUGUUGUGGGUAACGUGACGGGUGCAGUCGAUGCAGACGAGGGCUCUAAUGCUAUCGUCUACUAUUUCAUCGCAGGAGGCGAUACUGAAGGAAACUUUGUUAUGAGUGUGGCCGGGGUUUUACGCGUCAAGAAAGAUCUGGAUCGGGAAGAAAUUCCAAUGUAUUCCAUAAUCGUUAAAGCUUCCAGUAACCGAAGCUGGACACUUCUGAGAAGUCAAAGGUCACAGCGGGCCCGAAUACUCGACCUGAGCCGUGAUCCCACAUUACAGGAAGUAAGAAUCUUCCUUGAGGACAUCAACGACCAGUCUCCAAGAUUCACAAAGCUGGAGUACACCGCAGGUGUGGCUGCAGAUGCUAAAGUUGGCUCUGAUCUGAUCCGGGUUCAAGCGAUCGAUAAUGACAUCGCCAACAACAGUCUUGUUCUUUAUCACAUUCUGUCCAUCCGCUACAUCAAACUUCAUUCCAAUGACUCUGAAGACAUGGGCAACGUCUUCAUCAUCGGUGAGACUGAUGGAAUCAUCCGUACGUUUGACCUGUUCAUGGCAUAUGAUCCGGGUUAUUUUGUGGUGGAGGUGCUGGCGAGAGAUCUGGCCGGACACAGUGACGUGGCUCUGGUGGGCAUUUACAUUCUGAGAGAUGACCAGCGGGUGAAAAUCGUCAUUAAUGAGAUACCGGAGCGUGUCCGGCUGUUUCAGGAGGAGUUUAUAAACCUGCUCUCAAACAUCACAGGAGCCAUAGUCAACACUGAUGACGUACAGUUUCAUGUGGAUAAGAAGGGAAGAGUGAACUUUGCUCAAACUGAUGUUCUGAUUCAUGUGGUCAACAAGCAGACAAACCGUAUUCUGGAUGUGGAAAAGGUGAUUCAAAUGAUCGAUGAGAACAUGGAGCAGUUGAGGAAUCUGUUUCGAAACUACAACGUUUUGGACGUUCAGCCUGCCGUGACUGCACGCGCACCUGAUGACCUCACUACUUUACAGAUGGCCAUUAUCAUCUUGGCAGUUUUACUCUUCCUUGCCGCCAUGUUGUUUAUCCUGAUGAACUGGUAUUACCGCACAGUGCACAAAAGGAAGCUGAAGGCAAUUGUUGCCGGCUCCACAGGAAAUCAGGGCUUGAUGGAUAUUCUGGAUAUGCCCAACACUAACAAGUACACGUUUGAAGGAGCGAAUCCUGUGUGGCUGGAUCCUUUCUGCAGGAAUCUGGAGUUAGCCGCACAGGCGGAGCAUGAGGAUGAUCUUCCCGAAGACCUGAGUGACAUCGCUGACCUCUGGAACAGCCCGGCUCGCACACACGGCACAUUUGGACGUGAGCCUCAGGCCUCUAAACCAGAGGAUGACAGAUAUCUACGAGCUGCCAUUCAGGAGUAUGACAACAUUGCCAAACUAGGGCAAAUCAUGAGAGAGGGACCCAUCAAGCUGAUCCAAAGUGACCUGGAUGAUGAUGACGAUGAGCGCAUUGGUGUCGGGGGUCGAGGAACCCUUCGCUUCAAGCACAAGCUCCCGAUCGAGCUCAGGGGUCCUGACGGGGUGCACGCGGUUCACGGCAGCACGGGCACGCUUUUGACCUCUGACCUCAACAGCCUGCCUGAGGACGACCAGCGGGCUCUGGCGCGCUCCCUCGAAGCCCUGCACGCUGACAGCGGACUGUAUGCCGAACGCAACGCCCGAACAGAGUCCGCGAAAUCAACUCCUUUACACAGAAACAAGGGCAGCGACACUCUGUCCGAGAGUCCGUUAGAGAUCACAGAAUUAUGACUAGCCGAGGCCUCGCUGGUCUGAGAAAACCACAGGGUGCACGCCACUCCUGGCUCUUUGGUUUCCUGAGGAGAGUUGAGGUUUGUAAGGGCCAGGUGUGAGGAGGUGUAGAUGUGUGUGACGACCUAAAGAAGGGCAGUUUAUCUUGUCAGGGCUAUUCAAAGAGCACUAAGACUUUAACCACACACUCAAACUACACUAUGAGAAACCAAUGCACUCUCAGACCAGUGGAAGGCCAAACACGGACACUAGUUUUUAUUUAGUUACUAUUUCGUAUUUGAAUGGGGCACCAGUGAAUAACGUGGUGAUGUUUGUAUAAUCGACGAUUUGAGCUGCUUAUGAGAGUAUGUCUCUAGGGCUUUUCACAUCACAAUUAACCCAGGGUUAAGUAACAUUUCACACUUGUAAUUUGGACUGAAGCCAGAACAGGAUCAGUACAGUAUAUUGCAGUGCCAGGGGUAUGUAGUGUGAAACAGUGCAGUGAUAGGAAGUAUUGAGGAGUUUAGCCACAGACAACCAAUCUUAAAUGAAAUCAUUGAAAUAUUCAUGCACUUCAUAUGGCCGCCGGAAGGAUCUUUUUACACUGUUUAGUAGAAAAAGUUGAUAUUUAACAAGGCUGAAGAGUGAUGGUAAACAUGUUAACUGGAGAGAUUAAGAAACAGUAUUAUUUUAUUCAUUUUUAAUGUUUUUUUUUAUCUAUAAUAUUUUUCUGAAGACUUGUGGUGUGUUCACACUGAAUGCGAAUAUAAUUAUUUGCGUGAGUAGAUUACAUACAGUCAAUAGUCAAUACAAAGACGCGAAUAGACGCAUUUUACGUCGCAAAUUACGUGACUUUGCCGCGAAUGUCUUGUGCGCAAGUUGAAAAACUUGAACUCGGGGUAGAUUCAAGCGUCUAACAUAAGCGCAUUUGACGCUCUAUUUGCGUUCGGUGUGAACACAGCGUUAUAGGUGAGGUGUUCACGUUCACAAAGCAGAUUGGCACAAAUGUUCACUGUUUGAUGCAGGCAUCCCUAACAGGUCCCGUCUGCCAUUGGUGAGAUAUGACAGCGCAUGUUGCACUUAACAGAUUUUUCUUUUUUGAAGUGAUUCCGAUCAUAUUUCAAGCAAAUCAAAACCAUCAUGGCGAACAGUGUGCAUCUGAGGAGUCUCAGCGGAAGGAAAUAAUAUAGUUUCUAUCGGCUUUAAUACAUUGGCCAAUUUUUUUUAUUGGGCCGGUUGUGUGGUAUUCUUGACGGAUUAACAAUGUGAAAACAUGCAUUGAAAAUGACUGUUUUUUUUUUUAGACUGGGUUAACAGUUAGAUGUGAAAAGCCCAUCUCAUAUAGGCUACAAAGGAAAUACUGUACUGCAAGCUGCUCUGUACUGAUGUCCUUUACAGGCCGGAUUUAAGACUUUACAGAAAUCACCUGAUGAACUUUUUAAAAAAUUUUGAACUGUCUGAAAAAAGUGUAUCUGCAUUUAAAAAAAAUGGACAAAAAGAAGUUUCAUGGACCAAUGAGGAAACCAGUCAGCAGACCAAACACUGUUUCCACUUGAACUUACUGAGGCCACUUGUGUCUGGUCAAGUGAACCACAAAGGAAAGAA